This is a messenger RNA of Sphenostylis stenocarpa, 225 nucleotides long. The record is from the annotation of a GenBank genome assembly. NCBI's taxonomy places the organism in Eukaryota, Viridiplantae, Streptophyta, Magnoliopsida, Fabales, Fabaceae.
GUCGUGAACUUGUUGAUUGAGAUUCUCAAAAAAAUCAGGGCGGCAAUGACGCGCUGGCUUCCAACUGUUCAAAGUUGCGUGGUCUUCACGAACAUUGUCGCAUCACAUAGCGUUAUCCCUACUCUCAGGCAGAGGAGUUUGUUUGCAGAAGGGUUUUUCAAGACUUCCAUGGUUCUGCUUUACGACGAGGCUGUUGCAUAUGCAUUUCAAAUUGAAAGCUCUUGA